Dicentrarchus labrax (European seabass) is the source of this 1105-nucleotide messenger RNA. RefSeq names its product leukotriene C4 synthase (gene ltc4s). Lineage: Eukaryota; Metazoa; Chordata; Actinopteri; Moronidae. The transcript has 5 exons. Gene Ontology annotation, biological process: leukotriene biosynthetic process. Gene Ontology annotation, cellular component: endoplasmic reticulum; membrane; nuclear envelope. The coding region runs from base 33 to 617 and encodes 194 amino acids. The record is from RefSeq and is a predicted model, not a curated record. Gene Ontology annotation, molecular function: leukotriene-C4 synthase activity; enzyme activator activity; glutathione peroxidase activity.
GCCAGGUUACAAACUCCUCUGUUAGUUAUGGGAUGUUUCAGUUGUGGCUCCGCCCCCUGCAGUUGUUACCUGUCUGCAUCCUCACUGUGUGUCACUGCUCAGGUGUGUUUCAGUCUCACCUGUCGCUCUCACCUGUCGCUCUGACUCGUCGCCUCGCCGCUGGGAUGUUGGAGCAGGCGGUCGGCCUCGGCGCCGUCACCGUGCUGGGCGUCCUGGAGCAAGCCUAUUUCUCUCUACAGGUGAUUUACGCCCGGAGGAAAUAUUCGGUGUCUCCUCCCGCCACUGUCGGACCUCCAGAGUUUGAGAGAGUCUUCAGAGCUCAAGCCAACUGCUCAGAGUACUUCCCCAUCUUCAUCACGGUCCUGUGGACGUCCGGAGUCUUCUUCAGCCAAGGUCUGUCUGCCGUCUGCGGGUUGCUCUAUCUCUACGGACGCUUCCAGUACUUCCGUGGAUAUUCAGAGUCGGCACAGGGACGUCUGGCUCCGCUGUAUUUCAGCGCUCAGGUUCUCUGGGUUCUCAUCGGGUUCUCCUCUCUCGGGGUUCUCCUCACCUUCUGCCGGGUUUACCUGAACGUGGACCUGCUGCUGGAGCUCGGCUCCGCCCUGGACCUGGUCUGAGGGACGGUGUCAGGGGUCAAAGGUCACGUCACAUAAUGAUGUCACUUGAUUGGAUCGAUAUUAAACCUCGACAGCCGUCAGGAUUUAUGAGUUGAUCUCUUGUUUGUUUACUUAUUUAUUUUAUUUAUUGUGUUUAUCUGAACUUUUGUGUGAAUCAAACUUUAUAAAGUGUCACCAGACGUCGCUCAGACCAAAGUAAUCUAUUACAUUCAACCAGACUCCAUUAAUGAAAACCUAAUAAAACUCAUUAAAACCGUCUUUAUUUCUCUUUAAUUCACCGAAUGAUUCUCUUUAGAAUUCAACCUAAAUUUAAAUUCUCCUGUUUAUAGAAAUUUGGUGUCACUGUUUAUCAUUUAUUAUUAUGUUAUUAUAUUAUUAUAUUAUUAUGUUAUUAUAUUAUUUGAACCUUUUUAUGACGUGUUUUAUCGUCUCUCAUUUAAAUGUUCUUUGUGUUUUAUGAUGAAACAAUAAAAAGUUCUUUAUAUCAA